CAAUCCCAAAUAUUCCUUACAAGUAAAAAGAUUUGAUUUGUCAAUUCCUUUAGAUCAGUAUUAAUUGAGCCGGUUUAAGACUGUCGUAUAAACGUAGUCAAUGUUCUUUAACACGUUGAACGCCCAGCAUGAAUCCCGGGGCCCACCCGUUGAACGCCCAACGUGAAUCAUAGAAUACAAUGAAUACAAUGAUACAAUACAAAGAAGCAUACAAUAAUUCGAAGAAAUCCGCGAGGUACAUCUACAAAAAGAAUACGUGUUGCGGGCUACGUAAACCGGACAGAGCUUGAAAUAAUGGAAAAGGCAUCUCACCAUCUCACAUGGGUGACGUGGCGUUCAACAUGUUAAGCAGCCCUAGGAACACUUAUACCGUGACUCUCCUUUCUUUGUGUACGAAAUACGUAAGAAGUAAAAGCGGCCAAGCGGAUGGACAAUUUCCAAAAACACGUUGGUAAGAAAUCCCUCCUCCUACGAGUACUCCGAUCUAGUUUCAGUAAACAUUUUAUAAAAUAAGGAGUAAUACAGCUGAAUCGUGAAUAUGGACGUAGACACCGAGAACCUAGGUCACCGUUAAUAAAUACGUUUAAUAUCCGCAUCGUUAUUUCGCUUGACAUUAAUGGUUACGGAAAACCUCGAGGAUCCUCGACCAGAGAUUCUCGCGUGACGACACACUUUGCAGGUCCUGACUAGCGAUCCGUAAUUCCGGUGAUAUCACCAUGAAUUAGAUAGAGUGUAUACGGAAAUAUAAUUAUAUGCUCAAUUUCAUAUCUAAGACUAUAUAUAUUAUAUACUCUAUAUAUAUUUUUUUUACAUGGAUCCAUGCAUACGCUACUAAGGAGAUAAUAAUAGAGAACCAGCCUUAGAGGAUUUUGUGUUUGACAACUAGCGGGUAUAGUUGGCCCGGGAGAUAUCCUGGAACCAGCAUACAAGUUCUGGAGGAGGUUAAAAUGCCGUAUAGUUCGUUUCAGACAGAAUAUAUCGGGGCUGACCCUCUUUACCAACAUCUCGGUGCCAUACAUUCAUCGCAGGUUACUGUGGGUAUACGUACUGCUCUUCUGAUUUCUCGCCAUUACAGGGUAGGCCCACUGUGCGACCCAUAAAAAAAAACUAGGAGCAACGACGCAGCGUUUAAUGAAGAAUUAAAAAAAGAAUGGGCAGGAGGGCGUCACGGAUGCUGACAACUAAAUAGGAUUAUUUUGACAGUACUACAUAGGUGUACUCAGGCAGCCUUCUAGUAGCCAACGGCAAUUUUUCCUUCUACGCGGGGAUUCUUAAUGAAAGAAGGAAAGGAUGGGGAAUCAACUGGCCCCGAAAGCUGUUCCAGUUUCUCUACUCAGUCCCUUCUUCGAUACUUGUUCAGCAGCACACGCGAACGUGGACGGUACUGUCUUCCCCAUGCACUGGGACCGCUUUCGGAGUAAAAAUUUCCGAAGUUGUCGCAUUUUACCCUAACAACAUGAGAACGCGCAAGAGACGAGACACUUGUUCCUAGUGAUCUGGCUACGGUCUUAUAUCGGAAUGAGAAUAAGGAAAGAGAAGCGAUACCACCUCAACGAAGAACUCAGUAUAAAUAAGUGACUAUAUCUUUUUUAAAUUAAAAAAAAAUGGUACUCUGAUUCGGUAAAGUUGAGAGUACGCAAAAGUUUAGUGUCUGGUGUAACCAACGCGGAAGACGCCGAAAUACAAGAAACGAUAAAAUAAAGGUGCUCAAAAAGUAAGAGAAAUACAAGAUGACUGUUAAGUGCAGGGGGUCGAAAUUUUGGCUGAGCGUGACACUUACUGUAUCGUUGAUUCUUGUCGAUAGUCAGCACACGAGCACGGAAACUAGUGCUCAAUAUUUACGAAAUGUGAUGAACGAACUUCAAGAAAUUAAUAGCGUCUCCGUUGCGUCAGCUGAUACGGACCGUAACACGGGAAAUGUCGCCGAGACUAAAUACAUUCAGAACCUGGACCAAACGUCCUCUUAUCGGGAUAAAUUUCACCCACAUGUCCAUCAGGUUCAUUAUCAGUAUCCGUGUUCUAGUGACAAGGAGGAAAAAAUACCAGCGGCCACGGACAUUCGCGGUGUUGAUCAGGUUUAUCUAGAAUCAUCUCCCCAUUACUUUACGAUACCGGCAGAUCAAACCAAGAUUCCAUCUCCAAUCGAAGUGCCUCAAGCAUUGGGUUUUACUAGAUCUCAGCUGGCAGGCAUGUACAGAGAUGCUUUGGAGAAAGGAUCGGCAGUGAGUUUGACGGGCUUGACGAGCUCCCUGUCUCCUAGAAAGGUGCCCCAGGCUUCCACGGGCCAGCUCCAACUGCCAGCAGGCCAUGCAGGCUAUUAUUACUACUUUUAUCCCCUGAAGACAUUUAUGAAUGAACUGCGGGACGUGCACGGUUACAAGACAAUACGCGAUGCGCUACCGGAAAAGGUGAACGUCGCUGAAAGUUCGGAGAAGCAAAUGGCAAAUCCGCUCUUCGUAGCAAUCAGCAGCUUCAUCGGCAUGGCACUCCUCUUUAUGAUCGGUGUCCUCUUCCUGCCCCGACUUGGAGGUUUCACCUCGAGAAACGUUCAGGACGAGUUCCUUCAGCUCACUAAGGUCGCCGCUGAGGCUGUAAAUGGUCGUGAUUGCUAUGGCAGGAUCACAUGCGAGAUGGGCGGAGCCACCGGAAGCACCGAGACUCCUCUGCGAGGAUACAGAUUUCCGAAAACGGUUUCGUCCACAACAUUGGGAAAGCGAAUGAGGCCGCGUACGAAGAUCCGCAAUGACUCGUCCUAAUUGUCAGUCUUAUGGCAGACUUAAUUAAUUGUAUUAUUUAUUUAGUCGCUUGUAAUAUUUAUAUUUUAAAUAUUUAUACCACAUGGUUAAGAUAGCGCGUCGUUACGUAUGUAUAGUAUUAAAUCAUGCUAGCUUCUACAGUAGAUAAAUUUAUUGAUAUACCAUACAAUAGAUUUUUCUCGAAAAAAUAUCUGUACACAGAUAUAGGGCUAACAGAAUCACCAAAGGCGCUCAUUGCGACCAUGUUACUUAAUGGGCUCGUUUUUGUUUCAUAUUUGCCGUGUUAAACACAGCAUUCUUAUAAUAGUGAAAUAAAUGUUGCGACGAAAUAAACAAA
This is a messenger RNA of Cephus cinctus (wheat stem sawfly), 3093 nucleotides long. RefSeq lists its product as uncharacterized. The record is from RefSeq and is a predicted model, not a curated record. Lineage: Eukaryota; Metazoa; Arthropoda; Insecta; Hymenoptera; Cephidae. The coding region runs from base 1731 to 2756 and encodes 341 amino acids. The transcript has 7 exons.